AUGGAUUUCUUUUGUGUAAACAUCCCUGAGAAAAAUUCUAAAGAAGACUUACCUCCAGUAGGAUCCUUCUUGAAUGCAAUUCAUCUUGGCUCGUUAGUAGCAGCACACGGAUAUUUCUUCCCAAUUACGGAUCAUGUAUUGACUUUAAAAGACGACAACACAUUUUAUCGAUUUCAAGCGCCGUAUUUCUGGCCGUCAAAUUGUUGGGAGCCAGAAAAUACAGAUUAUGCGGUUUACCUUUGUAAGAGAACUAUGCAAAACAAGUCCAGGUUAGAGCUAGCUGACUAUGAAGCGGAAAACCUGGCAAAAUUGCAACGAAUGUUUUCUAGAAAGUGGGAAUUUAUCUUCAUGCAAGCCGAAGUACAAGCAAAGGUUGACAAGAAGAGGGACAAAAUGGAGCGAAAGGUUCUGGACAGCCAAGAGAGGGCGUUCUGGGACGUUCAUAGACCUGUACCAGGCUGUGUAAACACUACAGAGAUGGACAUAAAGAAAGUUAGUCGAAUGAACAGGUCGUCCUCGAAAAAGUGUUAUACUGUAACAGACAUGACAGUACAUGAAGAGGAAAUACAGAAACAGGUGGAUAUGCUGAAAGCUCGACUUGAGAAGAGACAGUAUAAAACAUCAAAAGUAGCAGAGUUAUUGGUUUCAUAUUGCCAACAAUAUAAGGAGUACGACGGUUUGAUAUCGACAAUGGAAGCUCCAAACCCUUGGAUAUCGGAUGAAACCGCAUUAUGGGAUGCCAUGAAAACCAAAAGCCUGAAGGAUGUGCCUGCUUGGCGUGUGAAGAAAUGGACGUUUGGUAUCGAUGAACUUCUACGAGAUCCUCUAGGCAGAGAGCAGUUUGCCAAAUUCCUAGAAACAGAAUUCAGUGGAGAAAAUCUCAGGUUCUGGAUUGCUAGUCAAGAACUGAAAGCCUCUCCGAUGAAGAUGUUAAAACAAAAAACACAAGAGAUUUGGAAGGAUUUUUUAUCUCCGGAUGCACCAUGCCCGAUCAACAUUGAUUCACGUGUAAUGGAUGAGACACGGAAACACAUGGAGACAGCCGGACGAUACGCGUUUGAUGCAGCAGAGGACCAUAUCCAUGAAUUAAUGAAGAAAGACAGUUAUCCAAGGUUUCUUAAAUCAGAACAGUACAAGGAGCUUUUAAGUCCAAAGAAAAAGGGGUCAAGUCACUGGGAUAAGACUAAAUCUCUUAUCCCUAAGCUAUCUACACUAGCCAGUCGAAGUGAUGUGGACAAAUGACCAUGAAUACUCGAACACUACAAACUAACCAGCUUCCAAAAUUGUUUGAGUUGUCAUCUAAUCCAACUAUUGAGUGGUAACAGAGGGGAGCAAGAUCAUUCUGGAAUAGCCACCGUGCAUAUAUGUAGAUAACAAUUGUUCCUACGGAUUACUUGGAAGCAAACAGUUAACGGAACAGUAGGCAUAGGUAGAUAUGUUUCAUACGGCCAGAUUGACUGUUACUCAAGGUACAGAAUAGGCUUUGCUCGGCAAUCGCACCUCAGGAAUUAUGAGAACAUUCAAGAGCGAGGUCUUUGCACACCAUGAACUAUGACCUUGGAUUUAUUGCAAAUUGGGCCCUGAUCUGUAUGUGAUAUUGCAUUGUUUACUUGACUCCUGGUCAGCUUUGACAUUGCGUUGUUUGUGAGACUCGCAAUCAACAUGUUAUAUUAUGUUGUUUGUGAGACUCCCGAUCACCAUGUGAUUUUUCGUUUUUUGCGAGACUCACAGUUGCCAUGUUAUAUUGCGUAGUUUGCAAGACUCUAAGCCGCCAUGUGAUAUCGCGUUGUUUGCGAGACUCCCGAUGAGCAAGUGAUAUUGCAUUGUUUGUGAGACUCCCAAUCAAUAUGUGAUAUUGCGUUGUUUGCGAGACUCAACAUAGCCUUGGAAUACUGCAUUGUUUGCCAAAACUAUCAGCAUGUUAUAUUACAUCGUUUGCAAGACUAUUGCUCCAUACAUAAUGUUGCAUUGUUUCGAGAAUCGCGAUGUUGCAUCAUUGUAAGAUUCACGAUCAACAUGUGAUAUUGCAUCCCUUGCGAGUCAUAAUCUCUGCGUAAUAUUGCAUGCUUUGCGACCACCACAACCUGUAGGUGAUAUUGCGCUCAAUAAAGACUUCCAGAUAUUAAGCCUUAAAAAGAAUUUGAAAAGGAAAUAUGAACGCGUUCUGCAUUUAGCAAGAGAGGCUUUUGUUCACGGCUGAAUGCUUGACACCGCUUGCGGACGGAGAUCGCCAUGGAAAUAAGGCCCAGUGCUGCAUAUCGACCAAAUUCGACUUGGGUUUUGACCGUCACGAUUCAGAGUAUAAAGAAGUAGUAGAUAUCAAUUUUAAAAUGCACUUAUCGUAGACCAUAGGAUAAUGUCUAAUUUGAUAGGAGUCGGAAAUAAUGUAGGAAAUCUAUUAAUAAGUCUAGAAUGUAUGAAUUUUGUUGUAUAUUUAUCUCCUCCAUGCCCCCUGUUUAUAUACCAGUGCCCCAUUGUUGGAUAGGAAGUUGAUUGUUAAAAAGGAGAUAUGAAGUCCUAUUCUUUUUUUCUUACUAAAUAAAUUGUAACAUGACUCAUGAUCAAUAAUUUCAAGAAACUGGAAUUAUAUUAGGCUCUUUUCAGACACUUUGUUGUGAUAAUUAGCUUCUCCCAAGUGGCUUCAUGGGAGUCUAGUGAUAUUCAUUCAAUUGACAAUGAAAAACUUAUUUGGCACCCUUAGCAAUUCUGUGUAGUACAUGUAGUAAUACCAAAAAAAAAAAA
Messenger RNA from Anneissia japonica, 2742 nucleotides. Its product is annotated as regulator of G-protein signaling 7-like. Gene Ontology annotation, biological process: G protein-coupled receptor signaling pathway; regulation of G protein-coupled receptor signaling pathway. The record is from RefSeq and is a predicted model, not a curated record. The transcript is spliced from 14 exons. NCBI's taxonomy places the organism in Eukaryota, Metazoa, Echinodermata, Crinoidea, Comatulida, Comatulidae. Bases 1 to 1242 code for a protein of 413 amino acids.